CCUCUGUAGGGUUAAAAUAUAUUGUUGAAAAAACACUCCACAGCAGCUGUGACUAGUACACUUUGGGAAAAUUUCAGUCUCGGUAAGCAUACGGAGCUCAAGUUUGUGGAAACCCAAAUGGAAUCUGAGGGAGAUGAAGACACCCAUCAACCCCCAAAAUGGAGUAGACCUACAAAACAAGCUCAAUUUUCUUCAACUUCAAAGAAAGAUUCCUUCUUGACAAUUCCUGUUCUUCCAGAAGAACUCAUCACUGAAAUCCUCUUGAGGCUUCCAGUGGAACCCCUUUUGAAAUUCAGGUCUGUUUCGAAGUCUUGGCUUUCUUUGAUCUCUAGCCCUGAAUUUGUCAAGAGCCAUCUUAGUGUAUCUGCUAAUAACAAAGAUUACACUCACCACAGGGUGAUGCGUAGUUUUAGAGGUACAUUAGAUCUUAAAGAUUAUACUCUUAGUUCUUUAUUUUCUGAGUCUGUUACGGAGGUAUUUGACUUGAAUUAUCGCAUGACAUCUGAUGGAUUGUAUAACGAAUGGCCUCACUCUGUAAUGAUUCUAGGUUCCGUAAAUGGAUUGAUUUGUCUUGUGGGUGAGAGAUAUGAUUUGUUUCUAUGGAAUCCAUCAAAUAGAAAGUACAAGAAAUUGCCUGAUCCUACAUCUACAAUGUGGUUUGAGCAGUGGCAAAUUUAUGGUUUUGGAUAUGAUGAGUUUCAUGAUGACUAUAAGCUAGUGGGUGGCUUUUGUAGUGAUGACAAAUCCAGUCUAGGUGGGCUCAAAAUAUAUAGUUUAAAUAGUGAUUCUUGGGGAAGUGUUGAUGAUCAUCAAAGUCAGGACGAAAUCGAUGUUUCAGGUAAGUUUGUGAAGGGGAAACUUCACUGGCCUACAGCUACUGUUGAUCAUCUAAUUAUUAACUACAAGGAUUGGAAUAUCAUUUCUUUUGAUUUGGCUAAUGAGAAAUGGGGAGAAGUGGAGCAUCCUUGCUAUAGAGAGGGAGAUAUCGCUUUGAUCCUGGGAGUGUUAGGAAGUGAUCUUUCUGUUUUUUGUGAUUAUAGUAGCUCUCAUGUAGAUGUUUGGGUCAUGAAAGAGUAUGGGGUUAAAGAAUCUUGGACAAAAAUGUUUACCAUCAAUUAUCCUAAUCAUCUAGUUGGGUAUGGUCAUGCACUUUCUCGGCCUUCUUUCAUUUCAAAUAAAGGUGAAAUUUUGGUCGUGUUUAUUUCAGCUUCUGUGAUAUGCAACCCGAAGGAUGCUUCAUUAAGAUAUUCAAAGGCUAUCAACUUUUAUGACUAUCCUAAGGUAGCACUCUAUGUUGAAAGUCUAGUUUGUCCUUUUUCUAGAUAAGGUGUUACGGAUGCAACAAAAGACAAAAGGCUGAAAGAGCUCAGAUCAAGAAAACCAAGUAACAAAUAACUUGUAAGAGUACUUUUUUUCUCAAGUUCUGUUAAAUUCUGAUUGUUAUUUCACAUAUAGAACAAGACAAGUCAUAUAAAAGGACAUCUUUAAACCGUAUUGCUUGGAGAUUUUGUUAGUCAUUUUCCCUUUAUGCACUAUUUUCAAGGAACAAUAAAUUUGUCUUCGACUAUGAACUAAGUGAUGUUAGACAUCUUUUCUCUUGUUCCACAGUGUUUUAAAGGAAUGUUAUGCCUCUAGACAGAGUAAAAAUUAAAGAGCACCAGGAACAUAGAACUUGUGGCAUGUGAAUGCACCGAUAAUGCUGAGGUCCUUCCCAGGGUUAUUGUUUGAUCUAGGGGCUUCUUUAAUUAAUCUUUUAUAGGUGAAACUUUAUAAGGCAAAAAGAGCAAAAUCGGUACUUCUGGAAUAGGUAUUACGGUCUGCAUAGUAUCUGAUUUUGGCUUUUCAUGCUUCUGCUAAUAGGUAGCUAACUGUUUAUUAUCUUCUGUACCAGUUUUGAUUUUGUCCUUGCUCCUACAGUCGUAGUUACUAGCUGUGUUUUUCUUCAGGUAUUAUGGUCUACCUACUAUCUGUAUGUUUCUUCUGGACUUGUUUUGGUGUUCUUGAGCCACUUUAUAAGGGAGUACCUUGCUAGGGUAGUGUUUGAUCUCGGGCUUAUUUUUACUUGUCUUCUUAGGUGAAACUUAAAUAGGGAAAAGACGAAAUACGGGAAUUACUGAAUAAGAGUUAAAAUGGAGUAAUCAUAAAGAGGACCAGGGACAUGGAAAUAAUGGCAGCAGAAUGUGCCUAAUCCUUGCUGGGGUAGUGUUUGAUCUCGGGUGUACUUUUACUUGUCUUCUUAGGUGAAACUUAAUAGGGAAAAAGACGGAUUUAAAUCUUUGUUUAAGAUGAUGCUGUCUUCUAAUUACCGAAGUUCAACUCUUUUCGUCUUUGUUAUUUUAAAUAAGAUGUGUCCCUGCUAUAAAGAAUUCUC
This is a messenger RNA of Solanum tuberosum (potato), 2371 nucleotides long. Its product is annotated as F-box/kelch-repeat protein At3g23880-like. Bases 118 to 1326 code for a protein of 402 amino acids. NCBI's taxonomy places the organism in Eukaryota, Viridiplantae, Streptophyta, Magnoliopsida, Solanales, Solanaceae. The record is from RefSeq and is a predicted model, not a curated record. Gene Ontology annotation, molecular function: protein binding. The transcript is spliced from 2 exons.